Sordaria macrospora k-hell is the source of this 690-nucleotide messenger RNA. RefSeq lists its product as uncharacterized. Gene Ontology annotation, molecular function: nuclear import signal receptor activity. Gene Ontology annotation, cellular component: cytosol; nucleus. NCBI's taxonomy places the organism in Eukaryota, Fungi, Ascomycota, Sordariomycetes, Sordariales, Sordariaceae. The record is from RefSeq and is a predicted model, not a curated record. Gene Ontology annotation, biological process: protein import into nucleus.
AUGUCCCAACCCCUCUUCGGCCUCGUCCCCGCCGGCCAACCAGCCAUAAUCUCCCCCACCGAAGCUCCCAAUCCCACCUCAUUCCUGUACGCCAUCCCACCGACCAACCCCAAUGGUCCCUCCAAGCCCUUCGGGCACGUCGUCGUCUUUCUUUUGCCGGGAGUAGUGUUGCCUCCGGGCACAGCAGCAGCGAUCUACCUCGUCACCCCGCCCUCUGCCGCACUGGGGCAGACGGCGCCGAACUUCAAGUUCUUGGGAGGGAUCGGCCCAGGGAAGGAGAGUGCUAUUUUCAAAGUUGGGCCUGGAUCCACAGGGGGAGGGGGAGCGAAUGGGGCACCACAGGAAAAUGUGGUGAUUGGGGUCUCGGUUGAGGAUGCGGAGAGUGUAGCUUCUAGGAUGUCCUCUUCUCCAAACACAACUGGAGCAGGAGUAGGGGGGACGGGAGACUCGGGAGCGUUGGUACCGGCUUCGGCGGCGGCAGCCGCACGACAGCAGCAGCAGCAGCCAAGUACGUUGAUUUUGGCGCAGAGGAUCAUCAAGAAUGCGUUCAAUUUCUUGUCGAGCUUUACCGGGUCGACGCCGGGCCAGAUGGAGGUGGUGCCGCUUAAGGCGUUUGAGGAGUGGUGGAAGAAGUUUGAGAGUAGGGUGAGGACGGAUCCGGGGUUUUUGGAGAAGGAUGAUGAUCAAUGA